Messenger RNA from Drechmeria coniospora, 1353 nucleotides. RefSeq names its product 2OG-Fe oxygenase. Bases 1 to 1353 code for a protein of 450 amino acids. The transcript has 5 exons. The record is from RefSeq and is a predicted model, not a curated record. NCBI's taxonomy places the organism in Eukaryota, Fungi, Ascomycota, Sordariomycetes, Hypocreales, Ophiocordycipitaceae.
AUGCGGAAGGCGUCAGGCUCAGAGGGCCUGCCUACAACAGACGGUCUACCGUCCCACCCUGUUUGGAUGCCGUUAGCGAGCCUGGCAUGGGAAGGCAAGGUUCGACAGAGAGGUGUCGGCUCCUCAUCGACCCCGCAGCAUCGCUCCUCCUCUCAGCGUCUCUCUUCCUCUCAGCGUCUCUCCUCCUCUCAGCGUCUCUCCUCCUCUCAGGUCUCUCCUCCUCUCAGCGUCUCUCCUCCUCUCAGCGUCUCUCCUCCUCUCAGGUCUCUACUCCUCUCAGCAUCUCUCCUCCUCUCAGGUCUCUCCUCCUCUCAGCGUCUCUCCUCCUCUCAGGUCUCUCCUCCUCUCAGCAUGGCCGCUGCCGUGAGCAAGGAAGGGCUCGUCAUCCCCCUCAUCGACUACGCCAAGUUCGUCGACGGCACGCCCUCGGAGCGGGCCGCCACGGCCGACAGCAUCCUCAAGGGAUUCCAGACGGCCGGCUUCAUCUACCUCAAGAACCACUCGAUCCCGGCCGACGUGCUCGCCCACACCUUUGCCCGUUCCGCCGACUUCUUUGACCAGCCGCUCGACGACAAGCUCAAGCUCGGAUGGACGACGGCCGCCGCCAACCGCGGCUACUCCUCGCCGGGACGCGAAAAGGUGACGCAGCUCAAGGACGGCAAGGACGUCGACAACCUCCGCAACGCCGCGCCGGACCUCAAGGAGAGCUACGAGAUGGGCCGCGACUCGAACGCUCAGUUUGCGAACCCGUGGCCUGGCGAGGAGGGCAAGCUGAAGGGCUUCCGUGCCGAUAUGAAGGACUUCUUCGAUCGGUGCAAGAGCAUGCACCAGGAGGUCAUGAGGGCCAUCGGCUUGGGCAUGGGGCUCGGCGAGGACUUUUUCAACACCUUCGUUGACGUCGGCGACAACACGCUGCGGCUGCUGCACUAUCCUGCCGUCAAGGCCGACGUCUUCCGCAUCAACCCCGGCCAGGUCCGAGCGGGAGAGCACAGUGACUAUGGCUCCAUCACUCUUCUGUUCCAGGACAGCAGGGGCGGUCUCCAAGUCAAAAGUCCGACGGGCCAUUUCGUCGAUGCCACGCCCAUCGAGGGUACUGUCGUCGUCAACGCCGGCGACUUGCUCGCCCGAUGGAGCAACGACACCAUCAAGAGCACCGUCCACCGAGUCGUGGAGCCCCCGCAGAAGGAGGGGGUCGAAUACCCGCCCCGAUACAGCAUCGCGUACUUCUGCAACCCAAACUUUGCCUGCCAUAUUGAGACCCUUCCGGGCACGUAUGCGUCGGAAGCGGAGAAAAAGUAUGAAGGCAUCAACAGUGGCCAGUAUCUCAUCCAGAGGUUGACGGCAACGUAUUGA